CAAACUUCUGAAGAGAAAGAAGUCUGAAACCGGGCUGCAGGGAGUGACUGGAGAAUGGUUUGAAGAAAUACAAAGAAAAAAGUUUCAGAAUUAUGUUGAUGUCAAUAGAAUGCUAAAAACACCAUUAGAGCAUCAGCUAAAGAAGAACAAAACCACCAAUCAUAAAGAAUUGAAAAUGUCAUCCCGCACAAAUCCUCAAGCACAAAAGAAUACUUCAGCAUCCUUUCUGGGGUUCAGAUCACCUUUUGCUUGGCUUUUCUCCUUCAGAAAAUCAAGGAAAAACCAGACUGAGAAGCAACCACGAUAUGACAGUUCUGCUAGCCCAUCUUCGAAAGUGGAAGAAAUGGCAACGGCUGAAAUGUGUAAUUCUGCAAUGUCAGCUGAACCAAGUGGUCAUUCCUUUGAUGCAAACCAAAAUGAAAUGUUAGAGAAAAGUACACAGGAAUGGAAUGAACAACUAGAGAAGGAGUUUUUCAGUGUUCUAAAUGACCUAGAUGACCAGCUGGCCCAGGAACAAGCCCAAGAGCCAUUGGACAGGACAGUUUCUACUAGCAGUGCAUCUACUGUCCAAUACAGUAGUGCAUUCCCUACUUCAAAGAGGCAGACUGCUAGUAGAGGCCAACACAGAAAUGACUGGAGUGACAUGCCUAGCACAUUUUUCCCAGAUGGACUGAGAACAAUAAGAGCCAAAGAUGAACACAAGGUUUUCAUCAGACCAAGGAAAUUACACAGUGCAUAUAUAAACUGGCACCAGACAGCCUUUCAAGAAGAUUACAAAUAUGGCGAUCCAGUUGAUGGAAAUGCUCAUCUGCUAAGCAGCAGGCUCUCUUCCGUUUCAUUCGGACGGUCUUCAGAAGGUAGCUUAUAUCCUCCUUCCAUAACACACAACAGUGGAUUUAGGCGCAAGAAUUGUAUGAACCGGGAUACAGCUGGCAGAAGUUACUCUGUGUGUUCCCUUCGGAGAUGUCCAUCAUCAGUAUCUUCUGACCAGCUAUCAGCAUCUAGUUUACAACAUCCGUUGGCAAGGGAGAGCAACAAUGGUUUUGUACCAAGGUUUGGUCGGCAGAACCCAAAGAGAAUUCCUCUGUCUUCUAUUGUAUGGAACAACACACCAGACUCUCCUGGACAAACAUCAACUCAAGAAAAAAUGUUUAGAACCCAAUCACUGAUGGAGUUUCAUGCUACAGACCGUGGUAGAUAUCCUAGCUCUUUGCAAGAAACCAAGAAACAUGCAUGUUACCACUCAAAACACCACUACAGAAGAUCUAUUUCAAGCAGUAACUGCUUUAGUAGAGUUAGUUGCCCUGACAAAGCUACUUCUUCUUUGCCCUUUGAUAACUGGGAAAAUUAUCCAUUAUGCAAAUCGGAAAAUAAUCUCUCUAGAUCCUACUGUAGAGAUACUUCUCAUGGCAAGUUGUAUGCAAACCAAAAAAAUUCUUCAUAUGGAAGAAAAGACAGCUGUCCUUCUUGGGCUGAUAUUGCUCAGUACUACAGUGAUGAAAUGUUUAUUUCCCCUAACACCAGCUUUGAAGUGAUUAUGGCUAAUUUAAAUGACCAGCAGUGGGCGCAUACAAAGAAUGCCAAGUUUGGCUCACAGCGCCUGCAGAACGAUUUUCACGUGUAUUCUCCAGAAAAUACGAGUGUCAAAGGGAUAACGAGAGGUGCAAAUAGAACUUUUUCAGAAUGCACCAAGGGCUGUCAGCCUCGGCUAAGUUGUAACUCUUCAGUUUCUUCACCUAGUAUCAGAACUGACGAUUCAGUCUUUCCUAAUUUGAAGGACCAAACAAAACCUAUAGGACUGAACAGGAAUUCAGUUGUCGUUACCCAAAGAAGUACUAAGGCAGACUUCACACAACUAGAAGAGGUUGAAGGUAUGAAGCUGCCAGAUGAAGACAUGCCGUUAGAGCUGGUUUCUCAACAAGCAGAUACAAACUACAUCAACAUUCAGAGUUUUCCCUCUAACAGCCCUGCUUCUGCCAUGUUGCAAAGCAAUGCAUCUCUCUUUAACACAAUGAGAUCGAAGAGACAAACCCAAGUCACUGCCAGAGGAGAUAUUGCACAAUUGUAUACAUCAAAUGGUGAUAAAAGAAAUGCACAAAUGAAGGAAAACAAUUGCCCACCCAACAGUGUGUUCAGUCCACCUCUCUGUAUUUUGCCAGCUGAUAGGAGCAGGAAGAAACCUUUUCUUCCAAGUCAGAAAGAAUGGGAACAUAAUCUGCAUUAUGCAGCAAAAAGAGAGCGCAUCAAACAGGAUAAUCUGAGUGCAGAAGCCAUUAACCAAGCUACUCCACAGAGACAGUCCUCAUGGCUGAAUGUUGCUUCUGCUCCAUCCACUGAAAAAUUAGCAAACGGUCAAGGCAUGUUGUCCUGUCCAUCUAGCUCCUCACAAAGCUCUCCACAAGCACUUUCUCAUAAAGACAAUUCUGAAUGUUUAGGAACACUAACUAGCUCUUCAGUAAAUUGCACAGUUACUGAAUCUCAAGCAGAAGGUGGAAAAACAGCUCAAGUGAGCAGAAUAGGUGUUACCCAAAAGAUUUCACAGAAAACACUGCAAAAUAUAAGCACUUUAGUUACUAAGGACUGUAAUGGACAAUUCACUACUAGUUCUCCACAAAAUGGAAAUUCUGGAAAUAUUUCUAUGCAUAGCUGUGAUGGAGACCCCAGUACCUCUGAACAUAGUUUAAGUUAUUUUUGCCUUGAAAAAGAAAGUGGAAAAAUAAGGAGUAAUUCACCUUGUAUUGAAAGGCUUCACAAGCAAGACAGCUUGCUAAGACACACCAGUAGCUGCAGCAUUACUGGCUCCUCUAGCAGAAACAGCCUCAAAUCUCCUGAUCCACUUGUUAUUUAUUACACUUUGCCUAGAAAAUCAGCUAGCAUCGCUGGUAGUAUUAUAUCAGAUACGCCCAUCUCUUUACCUAGAGAAAGUAGAACAACAUACGAUUGUUUAAGGUCUGAAACUCCACAUGGAGCUGAUGCCUUUUGUUCUAAUCAAAGAGAUGUGUCUUAUUUAGACUCAGAACAUUCCUUUUUAACAUCAGCAUCAUUAAAUGCUGCUACAAGUAACAAACAAAAAGAUUACCCCAGUCCUUUAACCAAAAGUCCUAAUGAUUCAGUAAGUAGUAGUACACCAGUUGAACUGACAGAUAGGUAUAAACAUCUAAGCAGAAGAGAAUCCUCUGUGUUUUCAGAUGGAAAGGAGAGGGGAAAUUUUUUGCAGAAAUAUAAAACUACAAGCACAUUUACAGUUUGCGUGGAUGAAGAUCAUGUCAAGUAUCAUGAACUAGUUUCAGUUUACUACACGUUACCACGGAGGCAUUCAAGAACAUUUUGUAACCUCUUUAGAGAUAAUCCAGAGGAUGCAGAUUUACCUUGUCCCAAAGACAAUGCUCAAUCACCAAGAAUACGAAACAAGAAAAAUGAAGGUCAUGUGAGUUCAGCAAAUCUUUUUUUCCCUAGUACUUUGGAAAAAGAGGUGCCUUCAUAUUCCUCUGACCAACUAUCUUCAGCUGUGGUCACACCUCAGCACUUAGGAACUGCUGUUGGUAGUGAGGAAGAGAAUUCCCACUUACCUCCUAGCUCUAACAAGAUACGUACUUCAAAGUCGAUGAAUAUGGUACGUAACAGGAAAGAUAGUUCAGCUGAUCUUUCAUUAGCAGAAAAUGUGCUUUCUGACACGGUGACAAAAGAAAUUUCUUUUGCUGGUCCUCCACAAUCCACUGUGAUAGUGGCCAAGUCAGGUAAGGCCAUUUCAGAUGCUUCAAGCAGCCAAAAUACAGAAAUAUGUCUAAGAGAAAAGAAGGAAAUUUUACAAACAGCCACACCACUAAUGCCCACUUCAUCAACCCCUCCCAAGCCAGGCAGACGUUUAGAGAAUCCUUUGUAUUCUACUUCAACAAAUAAAAACAUUGUACAGAAGGGAAACUCUGAAAACCGCUGUGAGCCCCCUAAAGUGAGCACCAAUAAAAAUCUGAACAGUUUACUGUAUAAUAAUAAAUGUAGUGGACUGCAGUUAAGGGCUGACAGUUCAAGAAAAAAUGCAAAUAAUUUAAACUCUCGUAGCAAAGUGCUUUCAGAGUCUCAGAACCUUUGUUCGGAGGUAAGCACAGCUUCCAGGGCUGAUCCAUCACUUCAGCUAGACAAAGCCGAAGUUCGAAAAUUAAAUUCAAGAAUUAAAAAAGAGCAAAACUUACAGAGUACUCAGAUGGGUAAAGAUUAUAGUGGUUUGCAGGAAUCAGAGAGGCACAGUGAAGGCAGCCUGAACAUUGACUGUAGAGAUAAAGUCCUCAGGGUUACACAAGAUCAGAAGAUAACACAGAGUGCAGAAGAUGAGAACAAGCUUCUCUCUGACUGCACAAGAGACAAAGUCAAAGAUAUAGAAAAAAGGAAAAAUAGACCUUCAAUUAAAAAUAAACUGGCAGCUGUUUACAAAACAAGUAGAAAAUUUUCAAGUAAAAAUUUACCCCCCAAACCGCACAUAAGUAACAUUUUUUCACAGAACGAUGGAAGUGCCACUUCUUUAGAGGUCAACAUGUCCCUUGACUCACUGAUUUCAAUGGAUUCCCGUCAGCCAUUCCUGCAGUUGGACAACAAAAAUCAGAAUCACAGUCUGGACCCUGAUAAGAAUACGCCAAGAACAAGAACAGUGGAGAAUAAGAUGACUGAAAAUCAGAAUGAUCCUUCUUUGCUUGUUAAUAACACCAACUGGAGGUCUUUUCCAAGCUCAUACACCCAGCAGGAACCCAUCAGUCCCAAGAAAACUACAGUGAAGGUGGAAAAUAGGCCAAGUCUUACAACGUUAUUUCCAGAUAAAGCAGUAACCACAAGAAAUAAGAAUUCCCAAAUGCUUGAUCUGAGGUUAGAAGGCACAAGCCAGCCCAUCUCUCCAAGUGCUACUAUGUCAGACCCACUGGAUGAUGAGAAAAGAAGAGCUAGCAGUCGUGCCUGCAAUCCUCCCUUGCUGCUUUUAACUGACAAGAACUCAAACACAUAUGUAAAUAGCUGCUUGCAGGCAGACAUAUGUCCAGAGCAAAACUUGACUUCCCAGACAGCGCUUGGUCAGUGUCAAAAUACCUCUCAGUCUCCUAGGUUAAAAAAUGCUAACUUGCAUAGCUAUCAGUUGCGUAAGAGUCAUGCCAAAAGUCAGCGUGAGCGUCACCUUUCUGAAAGUAUUUGUGCUCAAGAUUCCCAGGAGACCUUUUCCUUGGGAAGCAAUAUUCUACCAAAAUAUGGUAUACAUGGGAAGAGAUUUAAAUCUUACUCAGAGCUGUUGUCUUGUGAUGAAAAUGAAAACUGGGCAUCAGAGGAUGAAAAAUGUUACAGCACUAGAAAUUUGAUGUAUCCUUCUGUUGAAUUUGGCAUUUUUGGCAAAGAACAACAGUUGGCUUUCCUGGAAAAUAUCAAGAGGUCACUUACAGAAGGGCGAUUAUGGAGACCUUGUCUUCUUAAUAACCCUGGUGCCCUCAGAGAUGGCGAGGCCCUUGCUAUAAACAGGGCUGAGCUUUUGAGCUCAAGUUCUGCUGGGAGCAAAAUGUCAUCAGCUGCUUCAUCCCCCCGAGAGCUGACUGAUAUCUAUCGGGAAGACCCAGCAGCCUAUUCAGACUCAGACAGUGAUACCACCACUGAUGACGAAUACUACCUAGAUGAGAUAGAUAAGGAAUCAGAGCUAUGA
This is a messenger RNA of Leptosomus discolor (cuckoo roller), 5668 nucleotides long. The record is from RefSeq and is a predicted model, not a curated record. NCBI's taxonomy places the organism in Eukaryota, Metazoa, Chordata, Aves, Leptosomiformes, Leptosomidae.